Molecule: messenger RNA, 351 nt
Organism: Miscanthus lutarioriparius
Lineage: Eukaryota; Viridiplantae; Streptophyta; Magnoliopsida; Poales; Poaceae
Source: the annotation of a GenBank genome assembly
AUGGCUGAUGGGAUCGAUUAUGUGGCCCAACAACAGCCCCCUGCACUGCUCCGCCGGCGGGACGAUGACGGCGACGGCCAAGACCAAGACGCGGGGGAGGAGGAGACGCCCUCACCACGCUUUAUCAGCAUGGCGUGCUCCGACCCCGUCGGAAGAGAUGGCUUCCGGCCCCAGGCUGGCGGCAGUUGUCACCAGCCGGAGGUUAAUAGGCGACGACCGACGAGCCGCCGACGACCAGGGCCGGCCGAGUCAACCAAUUCUCUCGGCUCAUCAUGCGUCAUACUCAUAUCGUGCACCAUUGGAGCGAAAACACGCCAAAGCCGAACAAUAGUUGGCCCGCCUCACCGUUGA